This is a messenger RNA of Clonostachys rhizophaga, 771 nucleotides long. The record is from the annotation of a GenBank genome assembly. Lineage: Eukaryota; Fungi; Ascomycota; Sordariomycetes; Hypocreales; Bionectriaceae.
AUGGAGUGCGGAAUUGAAGUUGACCGGAUCGUCAUGCCACGCAAAAAAUUCAUGGAUGCGUCUUCUCAGGAUGCCGUGUUCCCGGCAGUCUCCUCUACAAAAUGGAUAUUUCAAAAGUUUAUCAAACCUUGGAUGCUUAGAGAGCACGAAAAGUUCAUCUUUACAAACGCAAAGAUUGUUGAUCCUACCAGUGGCGGCGUGUCUGACGAUGUAACUGUCGUCAUAGAUGGUGGCCUCAUCAGCUCCAUUUCGCAAGAGACGCCACCAGGAAAUACAUUUGCGGAUGUGAAACAUGAGAAAGUCUUGAACUUACAGGGGAAAUACAUCUGUCCUGGUCUUAUUGACUGCCAUGUACACAUCGCUGUUGUUCCUGGAGAAGCCAAUCCGGCAUCAUACAGGGAUAUGACUGAGCAAAAAAGCCUGGUCCGCCAGCCAAGCGUUCUCAGAUCCAUGCUCCACCGCGGCUUCACCUCCGUUCGUGACUGUGGUGGUACAAGCCUAGCCAUGAAGGAGGCCGUGGAAGAAGGGAUUCAUCCAGGUCCUCGGCUCUUCAUCGCUGGCCGCGCACUCUCCCAGACUGGCGGCCACGGCGACAUGCGAAGCUCACAUGACACUCAACCUUGCUGCGGAGGUGCUGUGUCGGGUAUCAGUAGAAUUGUCGACGGCGUGCCGGAAUGCCUACGGUAUGCACGAGACGAGAUCAGACAAGGUGCGGAUUUCCUGAAAAUCAUGGGUGGCGGGAGGAGUGGCCAGCCCUACCGACAAGAUUGA